Molecule: messenger RNA, 1713 nt
Organism: Ruditapes philippinarum (Manila clam)
Lineage: Eukaryota; Metazoa; Mollusca; Bivalvia; Venerida; Veneridae
Product: tRNA-splicing endonuclease subunit Sen34-like
Exons: 6
Coding region: 90-959 (289 amino acids)
Biological process (GO): tRNA-type intron splice site recognition and cleavage; tRNA splicing, via endonucleolytic cleavage and ligation
Cellular component (GO): tRNA-intron endonuclease complex
Molecular function (GO): nucleic acid binding; tRNA-intron lyase activity
Source: RefSeq, a predicted model, not a curated record
AUUUUUAUUUUGUGCAUCUUUUAAACAUGGAUGCCCCCAUGAAUUGGCCAUAAAUAUUGUUGAUACUGCGUUUAAACGGCAACAAGAUUAUGUCAUCGGAUAAAGAACUAUUAAAGAUACAGCAAUUGGAUAAAGACUUUUUUGUUUGGAAUUCAAAUGAUGCAAGGUGUUUACGUGAAAAUUAUAAGAUAGUUGGGACCCUGAUUGGAUGUUUACCAAGAGCUCCUCGUCAGAAUGCCCAGUUAGGUUUACCACUACAGUUAAUGCCAGAGGAAGUUAGGCUAUUAAUAGAUAUUGGGGUAGCUGAGGUGGUAACUGAGGGAUAUAUAAAGCCAACUGUGGAGGAUAUCAGAAAAUAUGAGCAGAAUAAAGAAGAAAGUUAUAAAGAGCAGAUUGAAUUGUUCCGAAAUGACAGACGAGAUGAGAUACGACGUAAACUGCCGGACAUUAUAGAAGGCAAGAAGAAAAAGAGAAAUAAACUAUUGUUAGAGAGGCGAGAGAAAGGUGAACACAUAGAUGACGCUGAGUUUGAAAAAGAAAUAGAAAUGAAUGCGGACUCAGUGGAGAUUCCACCAAUACGUCGUGAACACAUGCUGCUUCAAAUUCAUGGAGUUUGUACGUUCAGACAAAAGUCCUGUCAUGCUGUUGAUUGGCAGUUCCCUUGUACCAAUGAAGAGAAACUACGAUACAGAGUUUACAGGGACUUCUGGGAACGCGGUCACUUUCUAACACUGGGUAGUAAAUUUGGUGGGAACUUCCUUGUGUACCCAGGCGAUCCUUCCAGAUUUCACUCGUUUUUUAUUGCAAUAUGUAAACCCCACAAGGAAAAGAUGACGGCACUAGAUGUUGUAUCAAUGGGAAGACUCGGUACCAGCGUUAAAAAGACUGUUGUGAUUUGUUCCGAGGACGAAAAUGGACAGCUGUGUUACACUUCUUUACAAUGGACAGGAAUUAGCUGAUAGCAUAUCUGUAACUACAAAUCAAAUAGUGUUAAGAAUUAUAUGUGUUAAAAAGAUGAUAAAUAGGAAUAUGUAUAUCAUCUGUAAUUAAAAAAGUAGGUGGAGAUUGGCGUUGCAUAAGGUAUCAUAUACAUGUAUAACAACUUAAAAAGACAAUGCCUGUUUGAUAUAAGUGGCAUGGAACAUGCUUUUUUCUCCACUGCAAGGAGGUGUGAGAGCACAUGUAGAGUUGCUCUUGUCCAUCCAUCUGUUCAUGCCAGCCAGCAUAGCUCAAUCGGUUAGAGUGUGAGACUUGUUAUCUCGACAUUGCGGGUUCAAUUCCUGAGCUGGACAACUAAACUUACUUAUCACUCUUUUAGAUGAGACUUCAAACCGAGGACCGGUGUACGAGUGCUUUAACACUUGGCAUGAGAAGCUUCUGGAAUUGGGGCAACUUUCUGUAUCAGUAUAUUUCACUAACUUCCAAAAUAUGAAAUAAGUAAUAUUCUUUUGGAGGACUUGCCCAUAUAGGCAACCGGUGGCAAGUAUGAAAAAACUCAAAUACACACACUCCAUUUGUCCUACUGUAGACUGACAUAGCAUGAAUACGGGAGAAUCUUGAUUUAAGCAGCUAUUAAAUAUCCAAUAAAUAUCUGAACUGCAGUCAGUAUGGCUUUAUAUCCGACAUGUACUGCAAUUUUUUGUUUCACUCACCUGAUUUAUUAACUUACAUUGUGAAAACAUGUCUUAGCAUAAUAAAGGAAUGCAAAUCAUU